Molecule: messenger RNA, 1881 nt
Organism: Cadophora gregata
Lineage: Eukaryota; Fungi; Ascomycota; Leotiomycetes; Helotiales; Ploettnerulaceae
Exons: 3
Coding region: 48-1763 (571 amino acids)
Source: RefSeq, a predicted model, not a curated record
AACAUUCAUUCCAAUCAGUCGAUCCUUCUUUGUACAUUUUCAUCAUCAUGUUCUCCCACGUUCUUUUUGGGCAGAGUGUCUGCAUAGCUCUGGCGUUUACUCGUCAGGUAGCCGGAGCCCCCCUACUCAGUUACGAGAUUUCCAACAGCACUGCUCCUGCAGCCUCCACGGCACAGGGAAGGGUUCAUGGAUUCACAGAUGCCAAUGGCAAUUCGGUCUUUCUUGGUAUUCCAUAUGCUGCAACAACGGCUGGGGAAAACAGGUGGCGAGAACCCCAAGAUCCGCUCUCAUAUGGCCUCUUUAAUGCCACAUCUUAUGGACAGACAUGCGCGCAGGCAAUCUCCAACACACCAUUUAGUCAACAAGGCGAAGAUUGCUUGAACCUCAACAUCUGGGCGCCUGCAAAGGGAGCUAAUCUGCCAGUAUUUGUCUACAUCUAUGGUGGUGCAAUGGUCACUGGAUCAAGUAGCAACACCCAACUCCAGGGCAACAACUUCGCAAAGAACGAUGUCAUCAUGGUCUCAUUCAACCACAGAGAAAGCAUAUUUGCAUCUCCGAAUUCUGCCGAGCUGAGCGACACUACGCAAAACUUCAGCAUUCUGGAUGUUGAGAAAGCAAUGGAGUGGAUUCAUGACAACAUUGCUGCUUUUGGCGGAAACCCAGACCACAUCGUCCUCGGAGGCCAUUCUUCAGGUGGUGUUCAUGUUGAUCAUUACCUCUGGAACCACCCAGAUACCUGGCUCGCUGGUGCAGUCGAGAUGAGUGCCAACUCUGCCUCCGGCCCUGGAUACGCCCCCACCAACGUCGGACUCGACACUAUCGCAGCAGAAGUCGGAUGCCCAACUGACCCUGGCCAACUCGACUGCCUGCGCAGCAAAUCAAUCCAUGAGCUGGAGACUGCUUCGUUCAACUCCUCUGUUCACACAUGGUUCACUCCCGUGGUCGAUGGUCUUACUCGCUACUCCAACGCGGAUCUCGAGAAGCGCUUCGCAGCAGGUCUUUAUCCCUCCCACGUACCCCUCCUGACCGGCAACUCCGCCGGCGAGGGAACCAUCUUCGCCUUGGUUUACGGCGGCGAGAACACGAACUUCUCAUCCUGGGUCCGCACUUUUGAUGCAGAUGUUGUACACAUCCCGGCUGAGGAGCUCAUUGCCGCCUACAACGAGACAGACUUCUCAUCCGUUUCCCUGAAGAGCGGCACACAAUACGGUGACGCUCGCUUCAACUGCGCCGUCGACUGGCUGCUCGAUAUCCGCUCCGCUGCUCAGGAUACCUGGUCCUACCGCUGGUUUGGAGCCUACGAUAAUGUGGUUGGCGUCCCAGGAACGGCUCCUACUCACGGAACUGAAAUCCCGUUCUUCAUGGGAGGGAACGAGUGUUUCAGUGCUUUGGGUGGCGUUACGGAAGAGCAGCAGGCUUUGGCGGAUUACACUCAUAAGUGGUUCGUUAAUUGGAUUAAGAAUCCUGCUGCGGGACCUGGAUGGAAUGCUGUGGAGAGCGUCAGGGGCAGUGCGGAGACGGUGAGGUUGGGCGUUCCUGGGAAUGAGCUGCAGAUGGUGGAGGCAGAUACUGCGGAUUACAAUGGUGUUUGCCAGUCGGUAUGUUGGAUCCCAAGAUAUCACUUUGUUGGAGGAUUUUAUGCUAACGGAUCUCUAGCUCUACAAGAAGUACAUGCCCAUGUACCCAGUAGUCACCAAUCCGCUCGCAUAAUUUUUCCGGAUCACACCGGGCUGACCAGUUGCAAACCGCAACUGUGUAUAUAAUGUAAAUAUACCAAAGUACAACGGGAUCGAGUGAUUUUGGGUUACGAAUGACGGCGAUCCUCACAUCAAAAGCUUUCUUUUGUCAAAUAGUAGUUAUAAUGUAUAUAUCAAACUUACC